AUGACCAACAGGAAAGACCUGGCGACCAUGAGGGCCUUCGACAUGGCCUUUGUCAUUGGUCAGAAGUCCAACGAGGGUUACGACUACUACGACUUCUUUGAGCAAGUCUAUGAGAGGCUGAAGACGCACCCUUUUCACAGCAAACUUACAUCAGAAAAAGAGGUUAGCCCUUACUCUGCCUACUUGCACGAUGCAGUCCUGCUUUACGCCAUGGGACUGAAGGAAGUCCUCAGAGAUGGCAAAGACCCCCAUGACGGCAGGGAACUGCUCCAGAGACUGAAGAACAAGAACAACAUCCACUUCUAUGGAGCCUCUGGACUGGUCCACUUUGAUGAGGAGGGUGAGAGGAACUUGGACUACUCCAUUUUUGAUCUGCAGCAUACUGAUGACAGCACCACCUUUGUGCCCAUCCUUCAUUUUGACAGCCACACCAAAUCUAUCAGACCGACCCCAAAGUUUGUAUCUGUGAUCUGGCCAAAGGGAAAGCCUCCGACUGAUAACCCUGACUGUGGCUUUGACAACAAGCUUUGUCAAUGGCUCUCCAAUGAUAUAUCCCUGGUGAUCAUGCUGGUGGUGUCCCCUCUCAUCGGUGUGUCAGCCCUGGUCUUCAUUGGCCUCCUUAUGCUGCAGAAGUUCCGGCUGCAGACCAGGCUGGACGGCUCCUGCUGGUGUAUCAUCAACUACAAUGAGAUCACUAUUAUCAAAGAGCCUAAAGGAGUGCCGGCCCUAUCUCUGAGCACGACAGCCAGUAAGACUGGAAGUGGAGGCUCCUAUCAGACCAUCCUCUCCUCCACUAGCUACGGCCUGAGAGACUAUGCAGGGAAAGAGCACAUCUACUCCACUAUAGGUCUUUUUCAGGGAAAUCAAGUGGCCAUCAAAUACAUGCAGAAUCAAUCUGUCAGCGAUAUCAGGAAGCCGUCCAUCAUCGCAGAGUUCAACAUGGUAAAAGAGAUGAAGCAUGAAAACUUGGUGCAGUUCUUUGGGGUUUGCAUUGACCCUCCAAAGGUCUGUAUGGUCAUGCAGUACUGCAAGAAAGGCAGCCUGAAGGAUGUUCUAAAAUGCACUGACAUUGAGCUGGAUUGGAUGUUUAAACUGUCCUUUGCAUACGAUAUUGUUAACGGGAUGGAGUACAUCCACAAGAGUAGCCUGAAGUCCCAUGGCAACUUGAAACCCAGCACGUGUCUGGUGGACAGCAGACUUCAGGUCAAACUCUCUGGCUUUGGACUGUGGGAAUUCAAAUACGGCACUAAACACAAAGUCAUCCCCCCGGAUAAUCCCAAAUUUGAAGAGAUGUACUGGACGGCUCCAGAACUUCUGAGGCAAGACCAGCUCACGUUCAAUGGCACACCCAAGGGGGACAUCUACAGCUUUGCAAUGAUUAUGCGUGAGCUGAUCUAUAGCUCAGAGGUGGGUCCAUACAACGAUAUCCAGCUGGAGCCUCAAGAGAUUAUCAAGCAAUUGCGGGUCCCUCUCUUAGGGGAGCCCCUCAGGCCGACCGUGUGCCCCCAGAUGUGCAACGAGGGGCUGGUCGACCUUCUGAAGGCCUGCUGGAGUGAGAACCCUGACUACAGACCCCCUUUUGGCUCCAUCAGAAUACAGCUGAAGGAGACCAGCCCAGAAAGUCAUACGAAUAUCCUUGACAACAUGGUGAACAAGUUGGAGAGCUAUGCCAACCACCUGGAGGAGGUAGUUGAAGAGAGAACCAAACAGCUUACAGCAGAGAAGACCCGGUCGGACAAGCUUCUCUCCAGUAUGUUACCAAGGUACAUAGCGGACCAUCUGAUGGCUGGGAAGUCGGUGGAGCCUCAGGGUUAUGACAUGGUGACAAUCUUUUUCUCUGACAUCGUUGGCUUCACCACCAUGUGCUCCAUUAGCUCCGCCCUGGAGGUGGUCACCGUCCUCAAUGACCUCUACAGUCUCUUUGAUGAGAUCAUCAAGCUCUACGAUGUCUACAAGGUGGAGACUAUAGGGGAUGCGUACAUGGUAGCUAGUGGGCUACCCAUCAGUAACGGCAUGAAGCACGCAUCUGAGAUUUCUACAAUGGCUCUUCACUUCCUGUGUGCCAUCAAGCUCUUCAAGAUUCGUCACUUGCCCAAUCAGAGCUUGUCUCUCCGCAUCGGGAUCAACUCAGGUCAGUACGUACGAACAAUCUGUCAAAUCGAUUACCCAGACAGCGGCUGUCAGUCAUGA
Molecule: messenger RNA, 2190 nt
Organism: Oncorhynchus keta (chum salmon)
Lineage: Eukaryota; Metazoa; Chordata; Actinopteri; Salmoniformes; Salmonidae
Gene: gucy2g
Product: guanylate cyclase 2g
Exons: 15
Coding region: 1-2190 (729 amino acids)
Biological process (GO): protein phosphorylation; cGMP biosynthetic process; receptor guanylyl cyclase signaling pathway
Molecular function (GO): guanylate cyclase activity; ATP binding; protein kinase activity
Source: RefSeq, a predicted model, not a curated record